Messenger RNA from Diachasmimorpha longicaudata, 1781 nucleotides. RefSeq names its product short coiled-coil protein B. Gene Ontology annotation, cellular component: trans-Golgi network. The record is from RefSeq and is a predicted model, not a curated record. NCBI's taxonomy places the organism in Eukaryota, Metazoa, Arthropoda, Insecta, Hymenoptera, Braconidae. Bases 257 to 685 code for a protein of 142 amino acids. The transcript has 4 exons.
UGAUAGUGUCAUCGUUUCUCCGUAAAUGUUGUGACGUUUUGUAAAUAUUAAUCGUCUCCUUGGGCCAAUCAAAAAGAUAGUUAAAGUUAGAUUUGUCGGAUGAAUGUUCAGAAUGAAGAAUUUGUCUGAUUGAGCCUCUGCACAUUGAUAUAAAGAGGGAAGAAAAUUUUCUUACGAAUCGAUACAUUAGUCACUCUUAAAGGUUCGAGUUAGUGCUCUCUAGUUUUAUUCCAGUCGACAAUUUAAGUAAGGAGACAUGUCCACUUCGAUCAUGUCAAAUGCCAAACUCCAGGACGACAUGAGUAGCAUUCCGUUGGCUGAUGAUGAUCCACAAGUGAUCAUCCCAGAAGAAGAUGUGCCUGACAAUGACUCCCAUAUAUCAGGUGCCUUCGCUCGAGGUCGUAGCAUGGACUCUAUACCAUCGACUUUCACCAAUGGCAGCUGUAGUCCAAACAGUCUAGAUCCCGACGUGAGUCCCGAUGAGCAGGAGGAGAAGGCCAGGUUAAUCUCGCAAGUCCUUGAGCUCCAAAAUACCCUAGAUGAUUUAUCGCAGAGAGUUGACAGUGUGAAAGAAGAAAAUCUUAAAUUGCGGAGUGAAAACCAGGUGCUGGGGCAAUACAUCGAGAACCUCAUGUCUGCAUCAAGUGUGUUCCAAUCGACGAGUCCAAAAUCCAAAAAAAAGUAAGCUCCGUAUUUUCGAUUUUAUCCUUGACACUGAUUCAGUACUGGAUUUAGUAAUUUUAGGACUUCUCAGAUUCUCAAUGCUUUUUCUUAAUUUUAUAUGAGAAUAAAAAGGUUCUGUGGCAGUAUUUGACAAUCUUCAAUAACAUUAUGGAGAUAAAUAUUGUUGAAUCGCACAUGUCGAUCGAUCUUGAAACAAUUCCCAGCGUCAGUGAAAAUUGAAAAUAAUUUUUGAAAGAUGAUACAGCCGGAUUUUGCAUUCAAGAAUAUUUUUCCUUCCAUCAUCUGACAUUAGAAUCUAAUAUUAAAAUUAAAUAAUAAGCAUUGCAUAUGCUUUCGUCAAAAUUCACUGAACUCUGCAACUGACUUUACGAGAAUGACAUUUUACGGGGCCUCAAUCACCAAAGAACGCAAUUUAUAAUUUAAUAAUCGUCUGGAAACUUCCUUACUCCUAAGAGUUUACGAAGGCUUGAUAGUUCAUAAUUGAUAGAUAAUUUAUAUUUAAACGUCAUAAUCCCAGAAUUUCGGAGUUAAUCAUUUUUACAUGAAUAAAUUAAUGUAAUUUUCUUUAAUUAAUAAGGAAAUGCGGAGUGCUGUGCUGAAACAAUUCUGUUGAUUUAAAUCUUAAUUAAAUGACAGCAAUGAGUGAAAAUAAUUGAAGUAGUACAAUCACCGAUUGUUGGUGAAAAAUAAAAAAUAAUGAAAGAUUAAAUAUUCAAGCACGAGCUUCGCUUACAGUACUUGUUGUACAGAAGAGAGAAAUGAUUUAUAUUAGAUAUAAUUGUCAUAUGAGAACUUAUAUAUUGCAUAUAUAGAAAGUAACUUCUGUUAUGUCUAAUGAGAGAGAGUGAAAUGAUAAAAAUGAUUAAUUAUAUAUUUCGCUCUAUCUUAUACAUAUUAUUUGCUGCUUAUUCCUGUGUACGUGGAUACAGACAACUGAUGGCUUGACAUGAUCACUUCUAAUACAAGAAUCGUAAUGUAACUUGCUAAUCGGAAAGUGGAGGCUCAUGAGCACAAGCACAAUGACUGCACAAUUAUGAGAUUAUGAGAUGAUUCCAUUGUUAAGUCACGGUAUGAUAAUAAAUAUUGAAAACUAAAAA